Molecule: messenger RNA, 1134 nt
Organism: Lolium perenne
Lineage: Eukaryota; Viridiplantae; Streptophyta; Magnoliopsida; Poales; Poaceae
Source: RefSeq, a predicted model, not a curated record
AUGGGCACCAAACUAUUUUUCAGCACAGCCUACCAUCCCCAGACCGGAGGACAGACCGAAAGGGUGAACCAGAUUCUGGAAGACAUGCUCCGCGCAUGCGUUCUCGCUUAUGGAACCAAAUGGGAGGAUUGCCUGCCAUUCGCCGAGUUCUCUUAUAACAACAGUUAUCAGGCCAGUCUUCGGAUGGCACCCUUUGAAGCCCUCUAUGGGAGGAGAUGCCGGACCCCUCUCAACUGGACCGAGACCGGGGAAAGCCAAGUGUUCGGUCCAGAUAUACUUCGAGAAGCAGAAGAACAAGUUCAGCUUAUCCGUGACCGUCUCAAGGCUGCACAGUCCCGCCAGAAGAGUUACGCCGACAACAAGCGUAGGGAGUUAACUUUCAGCGCCGGAGAUUUCGCCUAUCUCCGGGUAACCCCUCUCAAAGGAAUGAAACGUUUCCAUGUUAAAGGCAAGCUUGCGCCAAGAUACAUUGGUCCUUUCAAGGUGAUAGGACGAAAGGGAGAAGUAUCUUACCAGCUGGAGUUACCUCCCGAAUUGUCUGAGUUCCAUGACGUUUUUCAUGUCUCCCAACUUCGAAGAUGCCUCCAAGCACCAAGCAAGCCUGAAAUUUUUAAGGAUAUUGAUUACCGUGCCAUCGACCUCAAUCACGACUUAACCUACCGAGAGAACCCUAUUCGUAUUCUGGAUGAAACCGUUAGAGUCACCCGCCGAAGGAAGAUUAAAUUCUUCAAGGUCCAGUGGAGCAACCACUCUGAAGAUGAAGCCACAUGGGAGCGGGAGGAUUAUCUGAGACAAGAAUUUCCACACCUAUUCAAGCUCCUAGCCACGGAAUCUCGGGAUGAGAUUCUUUUAAGGGGGGAAGGUGGUCACCGCCACGACGCCGUCGACGCCUCCCUCUUCUCUCCCUCGUCAUCAGCACCACCUCUCGCCUCUCCUAACCCCUCUCCGUUGCCCCUGCCUCGCAGAUCCGCAGCGGAGCGGCGACACCGACGACGCACCGGCGACGCCCGUGACGCCGAAGCCGCCAAGUCAGGCGACGUCGACGCGUCCGAGCUUCGCCAGGACAUCCCCGAGCAGCACACCCACACCGCCAACCCGCCUGCGUCGAGCCUCGCCAUCGCCAGCCUCUGGUAA